AUGGAUUUUAAUGUCUUUGCUUUAGAUAGUUAAACAAGCUAGCAAUUAUGCUAUAAGACAGUGAGGGACAUGAAGAAGAAGAAUCUCAUAAGUACAUUGUGGCAAAUAGUAAACAAAAUGUCUAGGAAAAAAGAGAAAAAGGAUAAAUGGAUUAAAAAAAAGGAAAGUGAGUUUUCUAAAAACAUAAAUAGAGGUGCAUUGUCAUGUUUUGCAGAGCUGUGCACUGAAUUAGCAUGUAAUAAUUAGAUAAAGUAAUAAAUUUUAUACUAAAAAUAGGGAAGUCAAUCUUUCUAGAUGUAAUAUAAAUAUUUACUAUGCAAUUGAGUUAGCAAAUUUGGUUUAGAAGAAUACAAACAUCUAAGUAUUAGAUUUGGCUGGAUGCAAUCUUAAAACGUUUUCUUUGAGUUGUAUAUUUAAAUCAGUACAUUAUACAAUUUGAGUAGAUGAUAGAUCAUACCGGUUUAACUCGUUUAAAUUUGUCAAACAACUAGGGUUUCACCUUUUCAUCAGCAUAGGAUUUUUGUCAAUAUGUACUAAAAGGUAAAAACCCUUUAAUUGAAAUCAAUUUGAGUUUUUGCAAUCUAAACAAUAUUUAGUUGUCUCUCAUCCUUCCUAAUCUUAAAUAUUUGAAAUCUCUAAAGUAAACAUAAUUAAUUAUUUAAGACGUUUUAUUAUUUCCAUUGUCAAAUUUACAUCAUCUGAAAGUAUUCUAGCUUUAAGGAGUGCAAUGCUCAAUUACACUGGAAAUAAAUCACUUGAUUAUUUAGAUUUAUCUUGGAAUCGCAUUAAAAAUGAAGGUUUAGAACUCUUAAGUUAGGCAUUAUUUAUAUCUGUUAGAUAAAUUAAUAUUAGAUCACUUAAUCUAGAAUACAAUUAAUUAACUUAAGAUUGUCUUGAAUUCUUAGAAGCUAUUCUACUAAAAUUGAAUAUUGAAGAAAUCAACUUAUCCAAAAAUAGAUUCUCUGAAUUUCAAAAUUAAACAUUAUUAGAAAAAAAAAUGACUAAAAUUGAUCUUUCAUAUAACAGAUUUGAAGAAAUUCCUAAUAAUUUCUUUCUUAAUGUUCUUUCAUUAAAUCUAUCAAAUAAUUUAAUUAAGACCUAAGGAGCAUAUCAAAUUUCAUAAGUUGUAAGUUCUAAGAAAGUUAUGUGGAUGGAAUUGAAUUUAAAUGAUAAUGAAAUAUCAACAUAAGGAUUUAUAUCAAUCAUUUAUGCACUUAAAGAAAAUUAAUAAUUAAUUAGUUUAUCAGUUGCCGAUAACGAAAUAACUGGGGAAGGAAUAUUGGUUUAUAUAUUCAAUCAUGAAUAAUUAAAUUUAUAAUACUUGGAUCUAUCUAAGAAUUAUCUAAGAUAUGAUUUAGUUUAUGCAUUAAUAUCUAUGAUGAAGGAAUGUCAAUUAAAAACGUUGGUAUUAUCCAAUUUAAGAUAAGAUGAAAAUGAUAUACGUAGUAGAAGAGAAGAAUUAUUUGAAAUAAAAUGUUCUAAUUUAAGAAUGCUUGAUCUUUCUGAAAAUAGCUGUAUGAUAUCUUCCCUACUCAAUUCAUUAUCUUUACAAUACAAUCGAGUUGAAUAUUUAAAUUUAAAUGCCUGUUAGAUAAGUAAUAAAAAAGAUUUAAUUGAAUCUUUAUCUUCUUUUUUAAAAAGAACACUAAGUCUUUAAACUUUAUUGUUAGCUAGAAACAAUUUAGGCAAUUUAGAUGAAGAUAGUUUUAAAAGUUUAAACAAUGGUUUAUCUUAUAAUUAAUCACUAACACAUUUAGAUUUAUCAAGUAAUAAACUUAAAUUAAAAAUACUUGAUCUUAUUGAAGGUUUAACUAAAUGUAGAUAUUUAAAGUUCUUAAAUAUUAGUAAUAAUCUAAUUUAUGAAACCAAAAGUCUCAUUUAGAACUUUCCCUUAAUAUUUUAAAACCCAAAUUUAUAAUCUAUAGAUAUAUCAAAGAAUUAAAUAGGAAGUCAAACUUUAUUAAGUAUAAGAUAAUAUAAUUAUAAUCGCCCCUUUCCUCAAAUGAAUUUAUCAAAAUAAUAAUUUACUGCUGAUGAUUUACAUAUAAUUACAUAAAUAAUAGCUGGAUGUUAAUCAAUUAAAAAAUUAGAAUUAUCAGAUAAUGGUUCUCUUGAUUUUAUGAACAAUGUUAUCACGUAUGGUGAAAAUGUAAAGGUAGAAUCUUUAUCAAUAAAUAAAAUUUUAUUUCGAGAAGAUAGUUUCUCGAAUUUAUUAUUAACAAUCAAAUAGAAUAUUAGACAUAUAAAAUUUUUGGAAAUAUCAAAUACUUUAUUAUUUUAAGAAUAGCUUAUAGAAUUAUUAUCUUAAAUAAGUGAGAUAAAAAAUCUUUCGGUGAUAAUAUUAGAUUAUUAAUCAUUCAGAGAUAAAGAUGAAAAAGUACUUGAAGCAUUAUAUUCUUGUUUACAUUGUUUUCGUAAUUUAAAACAUUUUAGUGUUAAAAAAUCUACAUUAAGUAUGCCAUUUUAUAUAUUUGUUUCUGAAUUGUUAAGAAAAUCAAAUAAAUUAUAGGAAUUAGAUUUGAGUGGAAAUGUUUUAAAUUAAAAUGAUUUUCAGAUUUUAUGUGAUGGAUUAUUUGCUAAUACAAGUGUGACAAGUAUAUAUAUAAUUAAGUAGAUAGCAUUGAAUUUUCGAAAUUGUAAAUUAACAAACGAAUCCUUUUUGUUAUUAAUGCCUUGUUUACAUGCUCAUUCAUAGAUAAAGAAUCUAGAUAUAUCUUAGAAUGAUAUUACGAUGACAAUCUUAUAAAAGAUGGAAUAAUUAUUAGGAGGAAAUAAAUGUUCAUUAUAGAAAAUAAAAAUAUAAAAUAUUUAAACAUAUUGGGAUGUUAAUAGAAUUCCUUAUUCUACUAAAUUUAGUAAUCUGUUUUAAAAUUUAAAUAAUAUUGAUAUUUCUUAGAAUAAUAAAUAAAAUGAGAAUUUUAUGAUGUUAUUGGAUGGGUUUAUAAAAAAUAGAAUUUUAUAAAAUAUUUAGAUAUUGAGUUUAAAUAAUUGCGAAAUAAAUCAUAAAUAAUGCUAGAUAUUAGUAAAUUUGAUAGAAGGAAAUUAAAUAAUUUAAGAGAUUUCUUUAAUAGAUAAUAAAUUAGAAUAUAAAGGAUUUAAGACAAUAUUUGAUCCAAUUUUAGGAAAUACAAGUAGUUUAUAGAAAUUGAAUGUAUCUGGGUAUGAAAUAAUAAUUAUAAUAUUAGUAAUCAAAUAAAGAAUGAAUAUUUUAAUGAGUUGACAUCAGCCUAGAUAGUUUAUUUGAAACAUUUUAGAUUAUUGAUAAUGGAUAGAAAUGAUAUUAGAGGAUUUAGAGUUUCAGGUUUAAUGACAUUAUUAUAGAAGAAUCCAAAAUUAUAUAUAUAUAAUGAAUGGUGUGAAAUAACAGAAGGUUUAGCAAAAUAGAUAGUAGAAUAGUAUGUGAUAUUUAUUAAUGAUUUUAAUAUGUCAAAAGGGAUUCCAACUUAUUUGACAUCUUUAAAAAUAGAGGAUACAAAAUUGAGUGAUUAAUUUUACAUAUGGUUCGGAUCUCAAUUUUUUAGAUUGCAAUAUUUGGAAUCAAUCAAUUUUAAAGGUAGUUCUCAAUAGAUGACAAGUUUAAGCAAGAUGCAUAUGUAUAUAGAUAUAAUAAAUGAGAAUUUUGUAAAUUAUAAUUUGAUAGAAGUAUGUUUUGAAUAAAAUUAAGAUAAUGAGUAAUAAGAUUAUAAUAAUUAUUUAGACCAAAUCAUUUUGAUGAUGGAUUGUUUAAAUAUUGGUUAUAAAAUUUAAAAGACUUUUUAUAAAAUAAGAAUCGCAUAUCAUUAUAAAAGAUGGGUGAGGAGAGAAACAGUAAUGUAGUAAAUGAAAUAGAAUAAGUACGUUGGGGUAAAUUAGGUAAAUGGAUUGUUCAUAUAAUUAAUACAACUUUGAAUUUAAUAUAAACAUAAAAUUAUGAAUUUAGAUUUAGUAGUUCAUUACAUAGUUAUACACGCAAAUAAUUAACAAGAAUAAGAAUAAGUCUAAUUGCUAGUACUAUUAAUGAAAUAAUUAAAAUCUCUUUAGGUAUUGGUGCUAUUUUAAUGCCAGGAUAAUUAGAAGUAGCUAUUUUAAAAUGCUAAAAUUAAACCAAAUGUUUUGGAAGUGAUAUUAAUUUAGCAUUCUAUGGAGAAACUAUUAUAAUAUUCUUUUUAGUAUUAUCACAAUCAUGUUACUGUCUUUGGUUUUCAAUAUAAAUAAGAUUACAUGCUACUCCUGAUUAUUGUAUUUAGACACCAGAUAAAUUAAGAUAUUAACAUUUUAAAUUUGCACAUAAAGAUGAAAUUUGGUUAUAUCUAUUAUAAUUAAUAAUUUCAUUUAAUUAUUUAUUAGAAUGUAAAAUAAUGGGAUCUAUUUUUGAAAUGAUUUCAUUAAUUAAUUCAAAUUCAAUUGAUUUUGGUGAUGUCAAAUAUAAUCUAAUUUUAUUACUUAGUUUUAUAGCAUCCAUUAUUUUAUUCAAAACUAUUUUUUAAUUGUAUGUGACUAUUAAAGCAUUAUUAAUCUUCCUUUAAGCACCAAUUGCUGAUUAAGCUAAAUUGUUUUAAGCUUGGUUUGUUAAAGUUUAAGCUGAUCAUUUACUUAAUCUUGAAAAUGUUCUUAAGAAUUAUUGUCCCUAAAGUGGAAUAUAUAUAAAAGGAAAGUUAUGGAAUUAUAAUUAACUAUUUGAACCUAUUCUAGGAAUAUUAGAAUUAUGUCUUCUUAUUUGUAUAGCAGUACUAACCUAAUUUAGAAGACAAUUCUUUCUUAUACUACAAUUUCAAUAAUUAUAUACUACUGUAGAUAUUUUAAUUUUAAUCUUUCUUACCAAAACAUUUAUUAAAAUUACUAAACAUUUCUAUUGUGCUCUAUUAUCAAGACCUCCAUAAUUAAAAGUCUCUGAUUUAAAUGAAGCUCUAUUAAUUAGACGUUAUUAAAAAAUGGAAAAUUCAUUAUAAAUUGUCUAAAAAUAUCCUAAAAUACCUAUUAAAAAAUUUAAGAUCUCCUCUUCAUAAUCUAUAGGUAAAAAAAGUAGUGCCGAUUUCAAAUUUGGAGGUUUAACUAAAACGAAAAGUGAUCGAAGUAUUAUUAUUUAAAGAGAAAACUUAAAUGAAAAUGAUGAUUCUGAUUACAUUCCUGAACCCAUUUAGAUGCCCAUUGCACCCAUUUAAUAUAAAUCCAUUAAAAACAUAUAAUUCAAAAACACUUGA
Paramecium sonneborni is the source of this 5180-nucleotide messenger RNA. Lineage: Eukaryota; Ciliophora; Oligohymenophorea; Peniculida; Parameciidae. The record is from the annotation of a GenBank genome assembly.